UAGCAGCUUAGCUCAAGACCAUUGAAUGUCCAUCUAAUUAAUUAAUUCUUGGGACAUUCUUCCCAACUUCAACCUCAAUUGACCCUCUCAACUCUAAAUUUCACACUUCACAAUGGCAUCUAUCCUUCCUCGUGCCGGCUUCCGAGCAUUCACUGCCCUUCCCCGGGCUGCUGCCCUCCCCAGGGUCUCCUUCGCCUCCAAGCUUCCCCGCGCUCAGCCUCUGGCGCAGCCCAUCGCUCGCCGUUUCGUCUCCAACAUUCCCCAAGAGCAGCCCCGACUGCGUCUCGGAUCCACUGCUCCGAACUUCAAGGCCCAGACCACCCAUGGCGAGAUCGAUUUCCACGAGUUCAUCGGCGACAGCUGGGCUAUCCUCUUCUCUCACCCCGCCGACUUCACCCCUGUCUGCACAACUGAGCUUGGCGCCUUUGCUAGAUUGAAGGGUGAAUUUGACCAGCGCGGUGUCAAGAUGAUCGGACUGAGUGCCGACAAACUUGACUCCCACGGCGAAUGGGUGAAAGACAUCAACGAGAUCGGCAACACCAACGUCCAAUUCCCCAUCAUCGCCGAUCCCGACCGUAAAGUCGCUUUCCUCUAUGACAUGAUCGACCAGCGGGACCUUGACAAUAUUGCCGAGAAGGGCAUUCCCUUCACCAUCCGUGCCGUUUUCAUCAUCGACCCCGCCAAGAAGAUCCGUCUGACCAUGCUCUACCCGGCCUCGACUGGCAGAAACUCCGCCGAGGUGCUGCGUGUCAUUGACGCUCUGCAGACCGCGGAUAAGAAGGGCAUUGCGACUCCCAUCGAUUGGACGGUUGGAGAGGACGUGAUUGUGCCCCCUUCCGUGUCGACUGAGGAUGCGAAGAAGAAGUUCGGCGAGGUCCGGGAGCUGAAGCCCUACCUGCGCUACACCAAGGCCUAAAUGGAUGGUCCUUGUAUAAAAAGCUGUACGAUUAAACAACAUAUAAUAGAAUGGAAUCACUCGGCAUCAUGAUUUGGUGUUACUCUCGUCGCGUCUUCAAAAAUAUACGCGAGAUUGAAUGAAUCUGGCGAGUACGAUGGCUCCUUUCUGUGCGCAGUGAGAGACAAGUAGGCAUACAUACGCCAACUAAGUACGAAGUAAAGGAUCCGCGGUAGGAACCGAAGCCCAGAAAGAAAAGCUCAUACUAGGUUCCCCAUUUCCCCCACAACCCCGCAGGUACCAAGCUAU
Molecule: messenger RNA, 1204 nt
Organism: Aspergillus caelatus
Lineage: Eukaryota; Fungi; Ascomycota; Eurotiomycetes; Eurotiales; Aspergillaceae
Product: peroxiredoxin
Exons: 3
Coding region: 113-916 (267 amino acids)
Biological process (GO): cellular oxidant detoxification; cellular response to oxidative stress; cell redox homeostasis
Cellular component (GO): mitochondrion; cytosol
Molecular function (GO): thioredoxin peroxidase activity
Source: RefSeq, a predicted model, not a curated record